UAUAAUAUAAAUAAAUCCAACUACUACUAGUAUAUUAUUAUAUCAUCAUCACAUGUCAUAUAUCAUACUAUACAUUAUUAUAUUAAUUACUGGUUCUUUUACUGCUGCUGCACUCUUCUCAAAUUUCUCAGUAUCUUUACCAAUUUCAGGUUUUGUUGUUUGGAACUGGGUAGAGCUUUCAUUUACCAGUUUAGCAUCCAAGUUUUGAAUUCAGUUCUCGUAAAUCCGUGUUUUACGGCUGUAUAAGCAUUUACAACUGAAUUGCGUUCUUUCUGAAGUGGGAGGUGAAGUGGUUUAAAUUCAAAUGGAGCAGUAUGAAGUUCUAGAACAGAUCGGCAAAGGUGCAUUUGGUUCUGCGCUACUUGUGCGGCACAAACAUGAAAAGAAAAAGUAUGUUCUCAAGAAGAUCCGUCUUGCUCGCCAAACUGACAGAACACGCAGAUCGGCUCACCAGGAGAUGGAACUUAUAUCUAAAGUUCGCAAUCCGUUUAUUGUGGAGUAUAAAGAUUCUUGGGUAGAAAAGGGUUGUUUUGUAUGUAUUAUCAUCGGCUAUUGUGAAGGAGGAGAUAUGGCUGAAGCUAUAAAAAAGGCCAAUAGUGUUAACUUUUCUGAAGAGAAACUCUGCAAGUGGCUCGUUCAGUUACUGAUGGCACUAGAUUACUUACAUGUAAAUCAUAUUCUUCAUCGUGAUGUUAAGUGUUCAAAUAUAUUCUUAACAAAAGAUCAAGAUAUACGUCUAGGUGACUUUGGUCUCGCUAAAAUGUUGACUUCUGAUGAUCUUGCUUCCUCAAUUGUUGGGACUCCAAGUUAUAUGUGCCCUGAGCUUCUUGCUGAUAUACCGUACGGCUCUAAGUCAGAUAUCUGGUCUUUAGGAUGCUGUGUUUAUGAAAUGGCCGCUCACAGGCCAGCUUUUAAAGCUUUUGAUAUAGAAGCAUUGAUUCACAAAAUAAACAAAUCUGUAGUAGCUCCACUGCCAACUAUGUACUCUAGUGCUUUCCGAGGGCUUGUCAGAAGUAUGCUGCGGAAAAAUCCAGAGCUAAGGCCAACUGCUGGAGAGUUACUAAAUCAUCCACAUCUUCAGCCUUACAUUUUGAAAAUUCACCAAAAACUAAAUAGCCCCAGAAGAAGUACUUUUCCGUUCCAAUGGUCCGAAUCAAACUAUGCAAGGAGAACUCGCUUUGUGGAACCAGAAUCUGUUUCUACACUUUCUGACCAAGACAGAUACUUGUCCCUAAACAAUCACAGGGCGUUGAAUCCUAGUAUUUCUGGUACCGAGCAAAGUUCUCAAUAUUCAACUCAAAGAGCUCAAGGAUUAUCCAAUUGUUCAGAAGAGAAGCUCUAUGACUUAUCUGCUGGCGGUGUACGUGAUUACUGCAAUACUAACAAAUCAAAAACGAUAAAGUCCUCAACUGGUGAGAGAACACCAAGAAUUAGAGUAGCUAAGGAUUCUGCUGGUGCCAGAAGACAGACAAUGGCACCACCUAAGAUAUUGGUUGCUGGUUCAAAGCGUGAAUCAAUUCCGGUACCUCGCGCACCAUCUGGUAAAUCUACCAUGCCAACUCGAAGAACAUCUCUUCCGCUGCCUACAAGAGGCAGGAACACAACAAACUUAUACACUGAUGCUAGUUAUGUGAAUUCUCCGGAUGUUUCUGUUGAUGCCCCACAAAUCGACAAGAUUGCAGAAUUUCCAAUGGCUUCGUAUGAGGAUCCAUUCUUCCAUGUUAUUCGCAGAUCAUCAUCACCAUCAGGAAAACACAUUUCUAACUCAGCAGGAAGUACUGAUUGCACGAUCACAAAAGACAAGUGUACAAUCCUUGUGGACAAAGUUACUGUCCCAGCUAGCAUCACUAAUGAGUGCUCGAACAAUGUUACAACUGGUGUUUCAAGCCACUCCUCAUCCGAGUCGCGUGAACAUCGGUUUGACACCUCGUCAUAUCAGCAACGCGCCGAGGCAUUGGAGGGGCUACUGGAGUUCAGUGCUAGGCUGCUACAACAACAUAGGUUUGAUGAGCUUGGGGUAUUGCUGAAGCCAUUUGGGCUCGAGAAGGUUUCCCCAAGGGAAACAGCUAUUUGGUUGGCCAAGAGCUUUAAACAAAACUCUUGAUCUAAAGUUUUCAAAUACACUUGCAUGGUCAUUGUCAUUGGAUAGUGUACAUUAAUAUCUUUGUAUAUUUGUUAUGAAAUGUGAAGAGUGUGGCUUUGAUUAUCUGCAUUGAAAUUUCGCAUGAGAUGUAACCAUGUUCUGGUAAUGACUAUGCUUUAUAUGGAAUAAUACCGCACAUCAAUUGUAUGA
Molecule: messenger RNA, 2293 nt
Organism: Vicia villosa (hairy vetch)
Lineage: Eukaryota; Viridiplantae; Streptophyta; Magnoliopsida; Fabales; Fabaceae
Product: serine/threonine-protein kinase Nek4-like
Exons: 16
Coding region: 305-2104 (599 amino acids)
Biological process (GO): protein phosphorylation
Molecular function (GO): protein kinase activity; ATP binding
Source: RefSeq, a predicted model, not a curated record